Molecule: messenger RNA, 6642 nt
Organism: Acanthaster planci (crown-of-thorns starfish)
Lineage: Eukaryota; Metazoa; Echinodermata; Asteroidea; Valvatida; Acanthasteridae
Gene: yeats2
Product: YEATS domain containing 2
Biological process (GO): regulation of DNA-templated transcription
Source: RefSeq, a predicted model, not a curated record
GGAAACUAGGCACGCGGGAUAGAACCUAACCUACCUAUCCACGCAGUAAGCAGGUUAGGGCGAAAUUAGAAUCAAUUCAAGAUAUUGGCUGCUCAGAUUCAUCAUGGGUACCAAACGUAAAGGGGAGAUGAUCCUAGACCAAGAUCCAGACUAUGAGAUGGUAUCUGCUAUGACGACCAGCAAAAGGCAACGACUCUUUGAGAAAGAUGCCAGGGACAUCACAGUUAAGAAGAUGGAAGGUAUCAUCAAGCGUCAGUUUGCUAUUGAGAUGAAGCAUAAAGAGAAGGAAGUCGAACUGAUUGACGAGAGAAUUCAUCAGGCAAGAGCCAUGCUAGAUAAGUUGCGAGCGUGUAUCGUGGCAAACUACUAUGGAAAUAUUGGACUUGGCCAUUCGUCUGCAAAAGGGGAGAAAACUAGAUCCACCAAAGCUAAUCUGGCCCACCCGGCCAUCCAACGCGCCCUCAAGAACAAACCCAAAAUGCCGUCCCCCUCUGAAACCCCAGACCUGGCUUCGGCAGACAACAUUGCCUCUACUGGCACCCCGAACCUGUCAGCCAUGGCUGACAUUCCCAGCACUCCAAGCAGUGGGCACUGGUCCAGCCAGCAGAGCGAGCGGUCGUCGCCAGAGUCAGAGCAGCUGAGCAGGGUGGAGCUUGCCGAAGUAGAGGAGGAGCCUAAUGGAGGGGGCGGGGCCAAAGGACCACGCAACUCUGGGCCUGAUACCUUUGGAGUAGGUCCCCCUCUUCUGACACCCAAGCCUCUGGUUCCACAAGUGGACUUUGAUGAUGGCUCCAGAUUCCAUGUCAAGAAGAGGAUCAUUGUUGGAAAUGUCUCAAAGUACAUCCCUCCAGAAAAUCGUGAGGACAGUGACCCAUCCACCCAUAAAUGGAUGGUUUAUGUGAGGGGGCCACCGGAAGAGCCCAAAAUUGAUCAUUUCGUCAAACGCAUCUGGUUCUUCCUCCAUCCUAGCUACAGACCCAAUGACCUGGUUGAGGUUAGGGAGCCCCCUUUUCAUCUGACCAGGCGAGGGUGGGGGGAGUUUCCCAUCCGCGUCCAGCUCCACUUCCUGGACCCCAGGAACAAGAAAGUGGAUAUUAUUCACCCUCUCAAGCUGGACAGAACUUACACUGGACUGCAGACACUUGGAGCUGAGACGAUUGUUGAUGUUGAACUGGAUCGUUACCUGUUUGAUGACCACGGUCAGCCCUUAUCCAGACCAAUGACCCCAACCAUCACAAAGGUCAACUACCAAGAGGGCAUCAAGCCAGGCAGCAGUCCAGGGACAUCAUGGGAUGAGGCAAGAUGGAAGAUGGCUUCUCCAAGAAUCAAAGAAUCUACCAGUCAAAUACCAGGGGAACAAGGAAUGGGUCCUGUGACUGCCACAAAAAGAUCAGAGCCCCUUGAGGCAAGUCCAGCUCGAGUCAAUGGUCAAAAGAGUGAGGUCAUUCAGAAGGUGGAACCACAAGUGGAUCAACUCUCCGGUGAGGUCACAGUGUCUGCUGACCAGGGUCAGUCAUUCAGCGGCAUCAUCGGUCCGUCAGGUAUCCAGCCUUCUUCCCAAGCCCCUACCAUGGGCACUGCCUCCACAGGCCAGAUCGCCAUUCAGCAACGCCAGGGCGGACAGUUCGUGCGUGUCAUGCCACCCCUCGGUCCCAUAACAAAGAGCACCGUAAUAGCCCCAACCUCUCUGGGUGUCUUACCCCAGAAGGCACCAGUACCCAUGCCAUCCCCAGCCAAAGUUGUAUCCCCAACAGAUGACAGGAGUGGUUCAAUUGUCGGUUCUCCCUCUUCCAGCCUCCCAUCAUCAGCCAACGUCUCUCCAACCCAUUCAGGUGUUAUAAAUGUUGCCGAUGCUGCUUUUACAGGGAAAGGUACCUUGGAUGUCCGUAUACAAGAAGGAAAGGUCAUCCAAGAGGUCACCUCUCACACACAAGACAUUAUUGAGGGCAAGACAGAGGCAACAACAAAUGUAUCAGUGAUUGCCCCAGCAAUCAUAUCCCAAGCACAACAAGCAGGUGCUAGAGGCCCUACAGUUCUUCAGACCACAGCACCCACUAGACUUCAGAAUGUGCAGGGCAUCUCAGCAAGCACCGAGUCCCAGAAACCUUCUGAGCCGGUAGACGGCAGUGCACUUGGUACAAGCUCUCAGGCAGGAGGGAUUGUGGUCCAGCCGACAAGUUCACAGCUGAACAAGCCAGUGAUGAGUACCUCUCUGCCAGCCACCAGUGCUGGCAUCCCUGUGGUCAAGAGGAUCCCCUCCUCUGGAAGUAUCACAGUCAUCCCGACCAAGACAUCGGCAGAAUCCCCUAAACAUUCACCCCCAGCCACUGCCUCAGGGAUACCAACUCCACCGCCUGGGACUCAGUACUACAUCACAGCCAACUCCACAGACCCCAAUCUGCAAGGGAAGGUCAUUCUCAUCCCACAGCAGGUGUUCCAGCAAGCCUCUAGUCAGCAGGCACUGACCAGCGGGAAACUGGGUGCAGGGAAGGCAUCCAGCCCCGCAGGGAAAGUAGGUGCUUCCAAGGUAGCCACUGCUUCAUCCAAAUCGCCAUUCUUAUCCCCGAGCAAUGUUCUGAUUCUGCCUGCAGGGUCCAUUGUGCCUCCUCUGCCCCCCGGUAGUAUUGUACAGAUUCAGCAGGUACCAUCCCCAGUUCGGUCAACGUCGGCUUCAGGUCAGCCAAAGUCCCAGACAACAUUGGCCAUGACGAGAGCAGUUACUGCUCCUGGAAAGGGCACUGGCCCCAAAAUAACAGGCAUCCCAUCUGGAGGAGUUAUACAAAUCCAAAGGACCACUGGGACUACAGUGGCCAAGGUUUCGGGGAUACAGAGUCCCCCUCAGACAGCUGGAAUAUCUAUUCUUCCAGAACAGAAGGGCCAGCUGGCAAAAACUCCAUCUGGUGGUGUUGUUUUUGUGCAACGCACACCUGCAGGUGGUAAGAUCAGUUCAGGACAGACCCUUACAAGACUUCCCAUUGUUCAGGGAGGUUUAGCUCUAAAGCAGAACAUAACUCUGGCAGCACAGCUCCCACCUGGGGCAGUCCCUAUUCCACAGCAGGGACAGUUGUCUCUGAAACCUGGCAGCUCUGUCAACAUCAUUCAGAGUCCAGCACCAAAAUCUCUUCACCAGGGGCAAACACUGGUCUUACACGCUCAGCCCUCUGUUCCCAAGGUCACAGGAAAACCCCUGCAGACAGUGACAGCUAUUCGACAGCCACUAGUUGCAGGGGGUCAGACUUCAAAAUUUAUCAUUCAGGGUCAGGGUUCAAAGAUUGUUGCUCCAGGUCAACUCCAGGUCAGACUGUCUGCACCUGCAACAAGUGUAAUUCCAGCACGCACAAUAGCUGCAAGCUCUGCUAGUUCAAUAGCUGCAGGGCCCAAAGCUGUUGUGACAGCACAAGUUUCAGGGGAUGGCAAGGGACAGGAUGCAGAAGUCCCAGCAGCACAACAUACAUCGGCAGCUGCAACAUCUGAUGCUGGGGUAACAAAGACAGAAGGAUCACGAGCUGUCACUGGUCACGGAGCUGAAGGAGAAAAUGACUCAAGCAGCAGCUCAGGAGUUAAAGAGCAGAAUGAAACUCAAAGUGUAUCAACUGAGACUAGCCAGAAGGAAAUUGCACUUGUUAAAGACAAGACCAAGGAAGCUUUACCCCAGCAUGCAAUUACCUCUGAAAUUGUCGAGGCCGCAAGAGCAAGUAUAUCUGCAGGUGUAGGUGAAGCCCAUGUGGCCCACUCUGCAAAAUGUGUACCAACAAAGGCAGCUCAACCUGCUCUGGCCCAGUCUCUCUCAAGAAUUAUCAUCAAGCAGGAGCCAGUCACCAGCCCUCAGAAGGACUACCCACCAACAUCUACCAUGCAGCACAUUGUGAAUCCCACUUCUGCCAACGCUACCGCAACCACAGGUGACUUUCAAGUGAAAAUGGAAGUCGAGGAGAAAGAGGAUGAGUCAGAGGUGUCGGUCAUGAUCAAUGAGCUGACAAUGAGCUGUGCGGAGGGCCCAGUGGGUGUCUACGGCCUGCGGACAAUGGAGGAGUUGAUUACAGCUGCAGUGAAAAAAACGCCUUUGAUCAACAAAGAUAGGAUUCCAAGCGAGCACCCAUUUGCAGCAAAAUUUGUGGAGCAGUACCAUUCGUGGUCUGGGGCCAAACGGCGGGCCGCAGAAUGGCACCGUGCCGUCAUGGUCAGGCGGAUUGCAAGCGAAGCACGGGAGAAAUCUGAGAGGCUGCGAUUUGAGAGAAUGUGGACAACAAAGGAAGUGAUGGUGUGGUGCAGACAGCGGGGAUAUACUCCACCAGAGCCUGGUGCCCACAACGUUGAAGACUCCUGGUGCAACAUAUGUGGGGACUUGAGCAAGAAGGGGAAGACAGUUCAAGUGGUGGUUGAUGGGCAUGACUGCAGGAAUGAUUGGCUAUCAUCGGCCGGGCUUUUAAAACCAGUAUCCUACACAAGUCCAGACGAGAUGACCAACAGCCUAGGGAUACAACAGGCAGCUGUGGACCAGAGUUUCUCAGACAGCGAAACAGAGGUGGAUAUCAUCAGGAUGUGGAACCCUGGACAUCGCAAGCAGAUCAAGAAAGAAACAGCUGACGGCGCUGAUAGGAUACGGUGUUAUCUGCCGCUCAGUGAUGGAGCCAAGAUGACUCAAGGAAUUGCCCAAGAGAUUGGAAUCUCCUUUAAGCCAACUCAACUUGCUCCAGACACCUUCUCACCUGUUGUGGAGGAGGUCGUGUUCUGUGCUGUUUCACAGUUCUUGGGCACUCUUGUCCGAGAAUCCUUAGCCAAGGCCUAUAACAAACGUACAGAUAACAGACUUCCGAAGGAGAUCCUUCCCACUCACGUCCUCCAGGCUAUUGACUGCAUUGAAUCGUUUGACUUCCUUAGCAACAAGCACCUGGGGGUCCUUGCCAUGCCAACCGAGGACAACCAAGAAAGCCCAUCUUAGACCACAGAUGGCAACACAGUAAAACUUAUCUCCCAAGGUGAUCAUCAGUUGAGGCGAAGGCAAGGAAAAAACAGCAUAGUCCAUGAAGCAGAAAGUUCGGCCAAUAUUUGUUGUACAACACCCCAACCAAAGAUUAUGCAUUCAUGAGAGACCUGAUUGUUCAACUGCCAAACACACUGUAACCCUAACUGCUAUAAUAUCCUUAUUGGAAUUUAUUGCUUAAAAAAAAAGAAAUUGGUUGAGAAGAUUGAAUGAAAUUUGAAUAUACAUAUAUUGGGGAAAAAAAUAUUUUGAAAAUAAAAUCGUCUGGAAUGCAGUAUAUUUCACCAAUAAAGUUCUUUUCUUUUCUUCAGAAGGCCCUAAGCCUAUUUUUGACAAAUAUCAUGACUGCAAUGAGGACCUUGUAGCAUUGAGUCGACGGUUUGACAAGUGGCUUGCCUGACCAUUGUGGCAAGAUCCAUUGGGUCAAUUCCCCGCAAGGUCAAACAGCCUGGGAGUCUGUGGUUGCCGGUCACCACAAGAUCCAACAGUGGCCUUGGUCAGUGGGACUAGCUCCCAUCCUCUCAACAUGGCCAGUUUGUUCGGCUGCUGUCGAUAGCCAAAUGCAUCAAUGUGCAUCAGACCUUUUCACCUGAGCACUGUGCUGUCUUAGGCAGGGUUAGGGUUAAAGAUGACUGGACUUAUGUAUCAUGUGUAUUAAUUUGAGAUAAGUUGAAGAGCACUUCCUCUUCAGCAAACUUCCCUGACAAAAGAACACAUCCAAGUACAUUGUAUGGAGCAUUUUGUGGCACUCAUUAAACAUGGUGAGUGUGUUGCAAUGACCUAGGAUGUCCGGUGACUGUGGAUAUAGGACAUUGGUUGUGAUGGAUGUGUGAGGAAUACUUUUUGAAAGUGGAGUAAUGGUUGUCGGCUAGUGUUAGAGAAACCAUCACACCAGCAACACCUGUAUAAAAUGGUGUGCAGGUACUUGUAUUGUCAGCCAAACUGCAGUAUCUGGCCACGUAUGUAAGGACCUUCAUUUAGGCAUGAUGUUUAACCCUGAAGAAACAUUGCCGAUAUCGUUUUUAUAUUGGUAAUUUUUUUCUCAACCUAGUUUUCGGGGAAAAAAAUCUCUAUGAUCCUUUUUGUUUUCCCUGAAAACUGCACUGAUUUCCAUGAACUGAGCAAAACUAACCUGCAACAAUUAUGCAAAUUGUGAAAAGUGUGGUGCUCUAAUUACACAAAGAUUCAAAAAGCAUUAACCCUAACACUCCCAAAUCCUCCAAUUUUAGUACGAUUUUACAUACACCCUUGGGGGUUAGGGUUAAUGCCAAGCAGUUAACUGACCCCGACAAGGAUCAUAUGCAAAGUAAAAUAAUAUGUCACUGGUACCAUUAUCUUUGUCCAUGGUCCAGCUUUUGACAGAAACAACAUGGGAGCCAGUGAUUUUCCUGAGUGGUGUAACAUGCCCAGACUCCAGCUUUGCUGUGUACAUGGACAUGUCUACAUAUGCUUUCAUUCAUACAUACCUACCUUGCUAUCUACAGAGUGUGUACAGUAAUGUGCGCACAAUAUUGCUGGUUUUGCAUCUUUUCCAAGCCAUAUUGUAAAUGCAUAUAGAUAUUUUCACAGUCUCGGGAAUUUUUUAAUGUGGCACAGUGUUUUUUAUUUUAUUGCCAUAUUAGUGAUGUUGGGAAAAUUAUCAACCAUGAAAAAAAAAA